Vespula vulgaris is the source of this 1798-nucleotide messenger RNA. RefSeq names its product pancreatic triacylglycerol lipase-like. Gene Ontology annotation, molecular function: lipase activity; carboxylic ester hydrolase activity. The coding region runs from base 1 to 1254 and encodes 417 amino acids. The transcript is spliced from 6 exons. The record is from RefSeq and is a predicted model, not a curated record. Gene Ontology annotation, biological process: lipid metabolic process. NCBI's taxonomy places the organism in Eukaryota, Metazoa, Arthropoda, Insecta, Hymenoptera, Vespidae.
AUGUUAUUAUAUAUAGUAUUGACAAUUGCAUUAAAUAAUGUUUUAAUCGUAAAUUGCAAUUGCUUGAACAAUAGAACAAAUUCGUUAAAUGAAAGUUUAUCAAAUUUUACUUACACAUGGAUAAAUGAAACUCAUGCUAAUUUUGUAGAUUCUACAUCUAAUAACAAAGAAGUAGAUUGUUUUGGUUUAGGAAAAACAGUUGCUACUGCUUUAUCAUGGUUUUUUUCUGAUAAAGCUACUGGAUCAAAGAUGUUAGAUGUUCAAUUUCUUUUAUCUUCGAGAAAUCAGCCAAACAGAGUACAAGUGUAUAUUGGUAAACAGUUUGGUUUAGAAUGGACAGAUUUUAAAAUAGAACGUAAAACUAUUAUAAUAGUACAUGGAUUUUUAUCUCACAGCAAUGAGAAAUGGAUCAGUGAAAUGGAAAAGGCAUUUCUUAAAUGGAAUGAUGUUAAUGUAAUAGUCGUGGAUUGGAGUGCAGGAGGUAAUACAUGGAAUUAUUAUAAAGCUGCCAUUAAUACUAGAACAGUUGGAUAUCAAAUUUCAAGAUUUUUAGAACAUAUUACAAAUGCAACAACAGUUGCAUCUGAUUGGGGUACUAUACAUUUAAUUGGCCAUAGUCUUGGAGCACAUAUUUGUGGCUUUGCUGCAAAAGAAUUUAAGAAAAGACAAAGUAAUUGGAUCAUACAUAGAAUUACUGGUCUAGAUCCAGCACAACCAUGUUUCAGAAAUACAGAUUCUUCCAUUCAUUUAGAUAAAACAGAUGCACCAUUUGUUGAUAUAAUUCAUACUAAUGGAAAAUUGCACUCUAAUCUUGGCUUAGGUUUACCAGAGCCUAUUGGUCAUGUAGAUUUCUAUCCUAAUGGUGGACAAAGUCAACCAGGUUGUUUUGAAUCCAACAGAACAUACUUUGGCUAUUUACCUAUUCCUCAAACAUUUAUUCAACAAGCGAUAUGCAGUCACGGUCGUUCUUAUAUAUAUCUUACUGAAUCUCUGUUAUUAACUUCUACGAAUAAUUGUAGUUUCUGGUCACAUUAUUGGGAUUUGACAUAUAGAAAUAUAAAACAAAUAAUAUCUAAACCAUGUAACAAAGAUGUUUGCAUUGAAAUGGGAAUUAAAGCAGAGAAUUAUCCUCAUCGUGGAACUUUUUUUUUAGUUACUUCAGAUAGUUCACCAUAUUGUGUUAAUGAAACAGAAUUAUCAAAAGAAGUUAAGAAACAGUUGAAAAUCGAUUAUAUUGAUGAACUUGAGGAUUAAAAGAGAGAGAGAGAAAGAGAAAUACAUAAUUUUAUUAUAUAUGUUAUGGGCAGGGUCCAUAAUACGGGCGGGCAUCAUGAAUAAUGACAAACAAUGGAAAGGUCAUAACAUAUAUACAGAUAUUAUUUUCGUAAAUAAAUGCAUUUUUUAUCUUAAAAAUUCUAUUUAUAUAUAGCGUUCAUACUUGUACGUAUCGCAUUUAAAUUAUAUUUUGACUAAUAUUUACAAUUGGCAACAUUUAUAUUACUUUAUAUACAAUUUCUAAUGACAAAGGAUUUAACCAGUUAGCUCAUAGUGCUAUAAAAUCAUUCAAAUUAUAUUGCGAUAAAUGUAAAGAAAACAAAUUGCAUAAGGACACUAAGAAUUGUUACUGCACAAGUACCUGUUAUAUUCUUAUAACAUGGUUGGUAACAUUAAUAUAAUUUUACAUUUUGAGCUAAUUAUGGUUUAAUCACGUAUUUUGUGCGUUUAUAUCGCCGUUUUAAUUUUUAAUCAUUGGCACUUUGUUCCUUGGUAUUUGAUAAAUAAAAAUCAUCAAAAUACA